GACAUCACAUACAUGCCUUGAACGAAUUAAGGGCAUGUAUGAUAUUGUUAUUCAAGGCUGGACCCCACAUGUAAUUGAAAGUUCAUCAGCCCCAGUUGAACCCCCAACAGGACCACCAAUGGUCAUAUCAAAUCAGCAGGAAGCAGUGGCCCUGAUUAAUCCCCCAACAGCUCCAACGGGACCUCCAGCAGCCCUUAUUGGACCACCGAAGUCCCCAAUUGGACAGUCAGUGUCCUCUUUAGCACCCUCGGUAAAGCAAUCCCAGAACCUGGGGAAAAGACCCCACUCCCCAGAAGGACCUUCAGCAGCCUCCCCAGUUUCUUUUCAAAAAGAUGAAGUUGUGGAAGGAGGCUGUCCUGCUCCCACUAUUGUGCGGCCGAAUAAAAGGAAAGUGGAAGUUGUGGAAGGAGGCUGUCCUGCUCCCACUACAGUGCGGCCGAAAAAAAGGAAAGAAUGCCCACAUACAGUGACAGGGAGCCAGGGUUAUUACCCUGUGAAGAGCGUUGCCAAAUACAAAGUCAUUAAGGGUCAAAAAUGGAAGCAAGUGGAGUGGGAGCCAUGCAAACUCUGUGGAAAGAAGUGGCCAUUGGAGUGGGUGGCGGAUAUGGACACUUGUUAGUGCUCCCGUCAGGUUGUGGAGCACUUUUUUUGUGUGUAGUUUGCCUUUCUUUCUUCUUACUGUUGUGAAAAUAAACGCUUCUUGCGACUGG
Xyrauchen texanus (razorback sucker) is the source of this 710-nucleotide messenger RNA. RefSeq lists its product as uncharacterized. Bases 35 to 619 code for a protein of 194 amino acids. The transcript is spliced from 7 exons. The record is from RefSeq and is a predicted model, not a curated record. Lineage: Eukaryota; Metazoa; Chordata; Actinopteri; Cypriniformes; Catostomidae.